AAGGUGGCGUUGCAGUGAGUUUGCGCGAUGGAUGAAUUUAUUUGAGCGGGGUGAACCCAUUUACCACCUCCCCCCAAACGGCAGGCUUCGACAACAUGGGGAUUCCGUUAAGAAGUGUCAGGGCUAGGCAUGCUGCUGGUGUGCACGUACAAGGUCUGGAAGCCAUUAGGCGCGAGUUUACAGGGAUUCGGACAGAGAGGCUUUCUUUCUUCCUCCUCCUUCUCUUUCAAGUCGCAAUCAGUAGUCGGAUUUUCUCCCUCGAAACACCACAAUGGACGCGUUGUACGGCGGAGCUGAAAAAAGCCGCAGAAAUGCCUUUGGCGCAGCUUUGUGCGACGUCAUGGAUUCCUGAGCGCCGGCUUCGCAGGAAAGCCCUGAGUCCGCGACAUGGAUCCGCUCCAGGGUUACCAUGGAGACACAGAUAAACAGGAGGAAACACUGAGGGAAUCCCGUUAUUUUACAGAAUUCAACCACUAUAAACAGUCAGAGCUCCUCGAGAAGUCGAGCAGCGCCAAGCAGAGCACGGGCCAGGCCGAGCUGAACAGGAGAAUGCGCACGGGCCCCAGCGAGUCCCCACCACUGCCCAUAUGUACAGAGAGCCUGCUGCAUGGAGGCUGCUUCUCCCGCACCAUCGCAUCAUGAGGUCCAUGGAUCAAGAGGAACCGGACCUGACAUCUCAUAAAGCUAUUAGCCCUCCUACUGGAGUAUUAUACCCUCAGGAGGAAGUUCCCCAGUAUGUCAAUAAGUCCUGUGUUUCAUCAGCUUAUGCAGACAUUCAUCCUGACAUAAACAUUGGUGUUGGACAUUUAGAAAAAUAUUGCUUAGACAAUGUAAGACCCAUUACCACAUCAGCUGUAAGUCCCAGAAUUGAGAUUACCCCUUCACAUGAAUUAUAUCAAUCACUUGGCAGAGAAUUUAUUGUAGGGCCUGUGUUGAAUCCAGCCAACACUAGCCCUCGGUCAACCUUGCCAGUUCCAGGUUAUGAGAGCACAGUGUAUCGGGAGCCAGCAUGCUUGAGCCCAGCUAGCAGUAACUCCUCUGCUAGCUGGCAUUCAGAAACAAAUUAUUCUCCAUGGACUUCCCCUUGUGUAUCACCUAACAAUGGACCUACGGAUGAUCUUUGCCCGCAAUUUCGGAACAUCCACACUCAGAAUUCUCCAAGGACAUCUCCUGGAACUUCACCCAGGACUAGCAUCACAGAGGACAGCUGUUUGGAUCCACGUUCACCAUCACCACGACCUGGAUCGAGGUCAGCUUCCCCAGUGGGUAAACGUACAUAUGAGGAAUACAGCAGUCCAAAUAAAAUUUUAGACCAACAUCGUUCAAGAAGCCCCUCUCCACAGGCGUUCAGGGAGGACACAAAUACAGGUCUUUUCAGUCAUCAAGCACCAUAUACAACCAGCCUCACUGAUGCUAUGAAUGGUCUAAGUACCAGCUCUUCUUGCAACAUUCCAACUAAGAUUGUGAAGACAAAUACGGCAUAUUCUGUGUUUCCUUUGGACAUCCAAACUGACAGCUACUUUGGUUCCUGUGAACAAGAUGUGAAGCGAAAGCAAGUAGCUGAGCCGGUCUUACUUGUUCCCCCAAACUGGACCAAACAACUUGUGCCAGGGCUUCCAUUCUACAGUGUACCAGUUGCCUCCCUUCCACCCUUGGAAUGGCCUCUUUCAAGUCAUCUUGAUAAUUACAGUCUUCAAAUAGACGUUCAGCCUAAGCCACAUCAUCGAGCUCAUUAUGAAACUGAAGGUAGUCGUGGGGCAGUCAAAGCCCCAACAGGAGGACAUCCUAUUGUACAGCUUCAUGGUUAUCGUGGGAAGGAUCCUCUUGGUCUACAGAUUUUCAUAGGAACAGCUGAUGAGCGAAUCCUCAAACCACAUGCAUUCUAUCAGGUCCAUCGCAUCACUGGCAAAACAGUGACUACCACCAGCUACGAAAAGAUGAUCGGAAGCACAAAGGUGUUAGAAAUUCCAUUGGAACCCAAAAACAACAUGAGGGCAGUAAUUGAUUGUGCAGGGAUACUAAAGCUUAGGAAUGCUGACAUUGAAUUAAGAAAAGGUGAAACAGACAUUGGAAGAAAGAAUACUCGAGUGCGUUUGGUUUUUCGUGUUCACAUCCCACAGGCUGGAGGGAGUAUCAUCUCACUGCAGACAGCAUCAAAUCCCAUUGAGUGCUCUCAAAGAUCAGCUCAUGAACUCCCCAUGGUGGAAAAGCAAGAUAUCGAAGGAUGUUCAGUUAUGGGUGGACAGCAGAUGAUUCUCACUGGUCAAAAUUUUGCAUCCGAUGCUAAGGUGGUUUUUGCAGAGAAAACACAAGAUGGGCAGCAAAUCUGGGACAUAGAAGCAACUGUGGACAAGGACAAGAGUCAACCUAGCAUGUUAUUUGUUGAAGUCCCACCAUAUAGGGAUCCAUCAAUACGUCAUGCAGUUAAAGUGAACUUUUUUGUAAUCAAUGGAAAGAGAAAAAGAAGUCAACCUCAACAUUUCACUUACUUCCCACUACCAGCUAUCAAAACAGAGCCCAUCGAUGAUUGUGAAUUGCAAAUGAAAGUAGCUCAUGGUUUUGCAACAAUGCAGCACUCCUAUUAUCAUCCACAAGGAAUGAUCAAUUCUGAAACCUGUUUUGUUGCAUCAUGUCAGCAAAUACCUUCAGGUAUAUCACCACCAGAUUCACGUAGUAGAGCAGUCAUUUAUCCCAAAAGCAGGAGCCUGAGUUCAAGCCCAUUGAUUUACCAACAGACCAAUCUUAUGACCUCUCCAGGAGCCAUUAUCCAAGAUGCACACUGUUCUGUCUUAGUUCACACUGGCUCUCCAGGACAGUCUUCCACCAUGAUCCACCAGCAGUCAUCUUCACCCAAUCAGCCUCCAUCUUCUAUUAUUCAGUUUUCUCCUACUAAUCACCAGAUCAGAGGAGGUGGCCUCAGUGAUCACCAGCAUAUAAUGUAUUGUGAAAGUUUCCAAAAUUCACCUGCACGUUCUCCUGCUCCUGCUGUUACUCAGUCCACAAGAAUAAGUACAAGCUUCUACCCAACAGUAAUCCAACAACAGCCUUAUAUUCAGAAGAUUGCUAAACACAGGUCUCCACCAAGGCAAUUAGAAUCACAACAAUGCCUAGAAGAGCAGAAAGAAAUACCAGGUGGAAGAGUCACAGUCAAGCAGGAAAAUCUGGACCAGGCUUAUCUUGAUGAUGUGAAUGAAAUCAUCAGGAAGGAUCUGACUGGAGUUCACAGCAGAGGUCAAACUUAAACAGACAACCUUUCAGGAAAUUUGAUUUUGCUAAUUGCUUUUUCACACCAACCUUGAGACAUUUAUCAUGACUAAAGAAGCACAUUUUCUUUUCAGCACAAAUUUUGCAUUUGAUUAUCUGUAAGGAAGAUGCCAUCACUGAAAGUGUUGCAACUGAGAAAGUCCCAUUUCAAAUGUUAAGUUUUGAGUAAAACUCCUCAAUGCAAAAGAAAACUGAUCUUCAUGUUCAGAAAGAAAAAAGUGAUCUCAGGAUUUAAUCUGUAUUCAUAUUUGGAUUCCAUCUUCAGGGAUUCUUCUACCUUUCAAAAGAAUAUUCAGUAGAUCCAUAGGACUAUUGUCAGGCUACACUUUUUUAAGAAUAUAUGAAUAUAUCUAUAAAACACAUACAUUUUCUUCUUUGAAUUCCUAAUUCAGUAUAACAGAAAAGUCCUAACAUUUUAAACAAAAACUACUUUUUAAAAAUGUUAAAUUAUUCUUUUAAUGUUUUAAGCAUCUAGAAAUUUUGGAAAGUUUUGCAAGGUUUUUUUGUUUAAGGGCGCUAGCUGAAGGCACUUUAAAUGUUUCCUAUACUUUAAAUUUAGUAGACAAGAACAGUAAUUUAUAUGAAGUACUUAUAUUUGAAAGGGUAAAAUUACAUCAGGAAGGAAGAAAUUCAUAUGCAUCUGUGUGGUUGUGCUCAUUAUACCUCCAAGAGAGCAUUUAAUAUUUAAAGUGCAGGAUUCAAAGUAGUGCUGAAAUUGUGUAGCUAAUCUGAGGUGGGAUAUACAUCUUAACAUUUCAGUCAGUGAUGUUUGGCUUUCAGUGUUACACAAUUAGUCAGCUGCAAGCAAGUUUGAACAUUCUCUGUGCUUCUAGAUUUCUUAAUAGUUAACAAAAUGAACACAGUUUAAUUAAUAUUUAACAGAGUAUGUACAUUAUUAGCAAAUAUUGUUCAUAAAGUGUCUGCCCCAACACAGACAAUUGAACUAUACUGCGCAGAGCAGGGUGACCUGUUAGAGAUUUAUCAGUGAAUAAUCAAUGUUAAUCUUUGCUGAACAGUGCUUUGAGCCCAUAGCUGUAGAGAAUUUUUUUUUCAAAUAUAUCAUAUCAUUUGACCAAUUUAUAUAAUAGUGUAAAAUUAAAUCAGUAAGGAAACAGUUUUGAAUGGGGCCACUAGCAGCUCAAUGGGAACAUAUUUAGACAGAUCUGUUGUUCACUUCAAAGGAGCUGUUUGUUAUAGGGGAAAAGGGGUAGCAACCAAAUAAUAUAAGCUUAAGAUUUAAUACAAGCUUAAAAUGUAUAUGUUGUGCUUUUAUGAAACAGCAUUCUUCAUAUGGUGAUAGUUUUUAACAGUAGAUUACCCUAAUUUUAAGAAAUUGUGAGAUAUAAUUUGUUUGAAAAUUUACUGAAACCCUGAAAGUUUUGUUUAAAGUUUAAUUAGAAAAAAAAAACCCACACUGACUGUCUACCACCAGUAAUGAAUAGCCAUCCUGUUAACCAAAUUCAUAAAAAGUGCCUUAUUUCAGUCAGCAGAUACAGCACUUUAUAUAUAGCCUGGGCAACUUUAUGUGUACAGUAUAUGUAUUAUUUUAACCCACCACAGACAUUUAAGGUCCAACAGCCCACAUGUGCUAAUGUGUGUUGAGUCUCCAAUAAGUAAAAGAAAGAAAAUGGUAUAGUUUCAUUUAUUUCAGAUGCGCAGUGGUAAUAAUUGCUAUUUUCCCUAAGAAAUUACUAUACUAUAGCUUGGCUAGUAAAAUACUGAAUGUAAUGUUUUCAUCUGAAGCUUAUAUAUAAUACUGAACGCGCUUUAAAACUGUUAAUAGUAGAAAAGUAAAAUAUUUAAAAUGCAGAAACAGAUGCUCUAAUUAUAUAUAAAGUAUAGAAAUACAUUUAAAGCACCAAAGAUUGUAUUAGUCUUUUUGUUUCUUAAUGAAUGUUGCUAACAGUAAAGUACAUUUUUAUAAUUAUUGUUUUGUGGUAAUUAUCAUCUGAGGCUAAGUCAGACGACUCCUGCAUUGCUUACCCUUUUGUAAGAGCUUCCCAGUGCCUUUAUUGUCAGUUAAGUGAUUUUCUUGAAUGUAUGGGAAUUUGAGCAGUAUCGGUAUAGGUGGGUUCUGUAGAGUUUUUAAGAGUUUUGCUGCCUAAAGAAUUUUUUUUUUGUAUUUUAAAUGUUAUGUGAUUUAUCAAGCUCUAUCUCCUUGACAUAAUAGACAUCUGGCCUUUUAAAAAAAGGAAUUGUGACUUUAUUUGGGUGACUGCCACAAUUGCACUGAAACAGACCUUGUCUUUCCUCUGCAUAUCUAAAUAUUUUCUUCAGUACCUUCCUGCUAUUGUAUUGUCAGCUGCAAAAACCAUUCCUUGCCAACUUGCGGUGUCAAUGUUUCCAUUCACAUCAAAAGAAGAUAAAAAAUCAAAUUGGCAGUAGAUAAAAAUGUGCUGAAAAAAGAAACUUUCUUCAUGUAACUGUAAUGUUCUCAAAUUCCAGAAUACUUCCAUAAUGAUAUGUGAAUGUCCUCAUUUUUCCUGAAUUCCGUGCCCCUUGCUCAGCCUUUUGUGUUUGCUUAUACUGCAGGUAAUGAUGCUUUUCAACAUAAACUCUUGCCUUUGCAAAGAUCAGAAGGCAAAGUUGAAUGAAUCAUUGUAGAUGGUCUUCUUCCUGUAUGGAGACCUAGAAUUUGCUUAGGUUAAAAAUGACCGAUAUUAAAUCAGUUGUGGACCUUAAUCUGCAGAGCACUAUGUAAUAUAUGACUUCUCAUAUAUUGGCAGGAUGUGUAUGUGUUUAAUUACAUAUGCAUAGAAAUAUAAUUUCUGUGUAUUUGUGAAUAAAGUAAACACUCUCUCCUAGUCCUGGUAUUAUGCAGGACAUGCCUAAGAAUCAUUUAGUUCUCACCCAGUCUUAAAAUUGUGUAAAUCUAACUUCAGAUGACAAACAGUACAUAAAAGGUUUAAUUUUGUCCGCAUUUAUCUUAUCAUGAGACUCCUUCAGAAAUCUGGAGAGUCAGUCUGAAGUCAGACAUCAGUCAAAAUCCCCAAAUUUGGUCUUUUUCUGCAUUGAAUACAGAAUUGUAAAGUUUGGAUUAAAAUGGAUUUUGUAAAAGUGGAGCACAGCUGUUGCUAUAGUAGUAUUGGUACUUGAAGCGCAUUUUUUACCAGCCUUCUUCUUCUAGUGUUUGUCUGUGAGACAUGUUUUUUCUUACUGAGGGCCAAACCUAAAUUCACAGUAGCAUGAUGGAUGGAUGGCAAUGAAGUCUGCUGGGGUUCUGAAGAGCUUUACCUUGUCUACUUCCACCAACAUGAUGGCUGUGCUGUUUGUUUGCUCUGGAUUGUCCCUUGGGGUUGCUGAAUACGUAGAAUAGCUGGCCUUCCAUUCAGAGUGAGUGUAUGCCCUGGUAUAAAUGAUUACAAAUGUGUGAGUUAUUGACCCACUGUAUAACACAAAAAGUACAGUGAACUAAAUACAAUGGAGGGAUGAGCCUCACUUAACAUCGAAUGCACUGUAUAAUGUAGUGAUACUAUUAGUCCAAGAAAGAAAAUGGCUUUUUAUUAUCUCUAAUUAUAAUAGUACUAUUUUUAAUCUUUUUUUUAUAUGCUGUAAAUAAGAGUGCUGCUUCACUUUGUAUGAAACUUCUCAGUUUCCAUAUUUUAGAAGCAUGUUGUUAAAAAGUGUCGAAGGUUUAUUUUUAUAAUCUGUAUCAAUUGUUCCAGAUUGUCUGACCCAAGUUUGUAAAUCCUUUGAGUUCUAGAAUUGUGCACAGCCUUUUAAUGAUGACAGCGUAAACCAAAACAGCAAUUUGAGAUUGCUUUUGCAGCUCUUUAUUAAUAUGUCAAAGCCAUAUUUAGAAAUUGCCAUUUUUUAGUAUUUUGCUAUGAUACUUUCAUUACAUUUUAUACAUUUUCUUUCUAUAAUACGUUUUACUGUUAUUUUUUUCUAACUCUGUAUACAUUAAGCAAUAAAUUUCAUUUGCAUUGUA
Erpetoichthys calabaricus (reedfish) is the source of this 7195-nucleotide messenger RNA. RefSeq names its product nuclear factor of activated T cells 2a (gene nfatc2a). Lineage: Eukaryota; Metazoa; Chordata; Cladistia; Polypteriformes; Polypteridae. Gene Ontology annotation, molecular function: RNA polymerase II cis-regulatory region sequence-specific DNA binding; DNA-binding transcription factor activity, RNA polymerase II-specific; transcription factor binding. The coding region runs from base 588 to 3242 and encodes 884 amino acids. Gene Ontology annotation, biological process: regulation of transcription by RNA polymerase II; cytokine production; calcineurin-NFAT signaling cascade. The record is from RefSeq and is a predicted model, not a curated record. The transcript has 10 exons. Gene Ontology annotation, cellular component: transcription regulator complex.